This is a messenger RNA of Oncorhynchus gorbuscha (pink salmon), 5076 nucleotides long. Its product is annotated as phosphatase and actin regulator 4B-like. Gene Ontology annotation, biological process: actin cytoskeleton organization; neural crest cell migration. Lineage: Eukaryota; Metazoa; Chordata; Actinopteri; Salmoniformes; Salmonidae. Gene Ontology annotation, molecular function: actin binding. The record is from RefSeq and is a predicted model, not a curated record. The coding region runs from base 1001 to 3427 and encodes 808 amino acids. The transcript has 12 exons.
AUAUAACCUCCAUGACCCUGCUUUGGAGCCCAUUUCCACCUUUUGACAUGUUUCCUCUACCUCCACUUCUGGUGUUUUGAAGCUAGGUAUUGUAUAGUAUUAUUACAUCUGCCCAUCAGCAGCUGGCAAAUAUUAUAGUGUUUUAUUAAGCGUGCGUUGUUGUGUGAACCGAAUUGCUGGGGCAGUGUUAUUGUCAGGACAUCCUAUGUUUGUGGGACUGGUUGGUUGUUUUGCCCCAGCCCUUCUACACUGUAAAUAUUAUGUCUGCUGAAUUAAUACCUCCACCUUAGAGGAACCUGGCUCACAGAGAUGUUCUGUGACAGGCCUUGUGAAGCUCAGCACCUUGUCAGUCAGCCUGUCAAUCACCUGAGCUGUUACCAUGGCAGCUGGAUGUCUGUACGUGUCUCGGAUAGAGACUCACUCAGGCCAAAGAGAGAGUCCUACCUCCAAAUAAUUUUAAAGGUGUAUGACUCCACAUUGUUAGUGAAAAAGCAUAAAGAGUGCAAUGUGUGUCUGUGUGCUUCCACAUAGCCUGUUGUUGUUGAAAGGCUUAUAACAAUAUUCUCCCAGUAGGGAGGAAUGUGAGACUCUUGAUUGUGGGACGCUAUAGGCGGAGGCUAGUGCAAGAGGAACUCUCCCAUCUCAUAACUGUUGGUUACUUGGUUGUGAAUGUGUGGAGGAGUACAUGCGCUUGCACUAUCACCCUGCCAAAGCACACACAGUCCCAGAGCUCUGAGCUAACGUUAAUAACCUUCCUAAUGAGCCUGGCACUCCAUGUUCUUUAAUCACGGUGCAUAUGGGUGUCAGGUUAGCAUAGCUAGGCUAAUGUUCCUCUGCACUUUACUCUGUGUGCAUAUGGGUGUCAGUCUAGCUCAGUUAGGCUAUAGGCUAAUGUUCUAAUAGUACACUUUACUCAAGAGUGCAUGGGCCAGGUUAAACAGCAGCUGGUGCACAAGGUUUUGCUCGCCUGAGUUAGAGCUCAGCUAGGCUACUGUAAAAAAUGUCUGGGCAAGGGUUACCUCUGCUCUCUGCGCUGUUGAUAUGUUGCAGAUGCCCAGUUGUGGUUGUCAUAGUUCAACAGUGUUUCUUAACUCUCUAUUCUUGUCUCUCUGACGCCAUUGCUCCAGUUGAUGAAGUUGACCACCUGCACACCACGACGGAGGGAGAUGGGGACAGCACCCCUCUCCCAUUCAAGGGCAAGGGCAAGUUCUCUACCCUUGGCAAGAUCUUCAAACCAUGGAAGUGGAGGAAGAAGAAAAGCAGCGAGAAGUUUACGGAGACUUCAGAAGUUCUGGAGAGAAAGAUGUCGAUGAGGCGACCGAGGCAGGAGCUUAUAGAACAGGGAGUGCUGAAGGAGCUCCCGGAGAAUGAAGGGGACGAUACUCACAGCCCCAAGCAGCCCUACGUGAAGAAUGGCCACACCCUGCCCGUGGGUGGAGGUGGUGGAGGGGGCAGAGGGCAUGAGAACCAGACAAGACCCCCCUCAGACUCUGGGAUGAACCCCUCAGACUUUAAGAUUAACCCAGCCUGGCUGCCCCAGCCAGAGGACCGCAGGGUCCGCUUCCCCCCGGAUGUAGACCGCCAUGGGGACCAGGGUGGCCCCAGAGGCUCCGGACAUCAGGAGGAGGGCCAGCGAGGAGGUGGAGGACGGUCCCAGGGGGAGGGGAAGUCUAACAUGGCCUGGCAGGGCCAGGUGAUGGGCCAGGUGAUGGGCCAGGUACAGGGUAUGGGACAGGAGGAGGGUAGACGUGGGGGCAGACUACACCCUUCUGAUGGAGACAAGCGGCCGGGCCUGCAGAAGGCGCCAUCAGAGGACGGAAGGAGGAGUCGCCCUGCUGAGACAGCAUGGAAGCCCACCCUCCCCCGGCACGCGUCCGCAGAGGAGGGAAGGGCCCGUAGAGAAUCAGAUAGCCAUUUUGUGCCUGACCCAGAUUCGCUGCGGGAUACUCUCCGAGAGUCACUGCCCCCCAAACAGUCCAUUAUGCCCCCCAAGUGGCUGAUAAGCUCCACCCCCGAGCCCGGCAGCGAACCGAACCCUGCAACCACAUACUCUUCCUCCUCCUCGUCUUCCUCUGCAGUUGCAAAGCCUGCCCAAACUGUCUCAUCUGCAGGCGCCAACACCCAAUCUUCAGCAAUAGUGUCCAUUGCGCCAUCCUCCACCCCCCAGGCGACCAAGCAGCCACCCCUCCCCCUGCCGAAGCCCGUCAACAGGGGCGUUAAUGCUGCCAUGUUGGGCAACCUCACCCAGGCCGGUACCAGCCUUGUGCCAACUAAGCCCUCUCCACCGAUGCCCCCCAAGAGGACUACCCCUGUCACAAAGCGCAACCCGGAGGACCCCUCUGCGUCCACCCAGUCGGUCCCGACCCCCUCCCCCUCACUGCUUUCUCCCGAGGACCAUCAUAACCACUCAGUCGGCUUCCAGAUGCCUCCCCCUUCCCCGCCCUUACCCAACUACAUCCCCCCUUCUCCCCCCCGCCAGCAUCUGCACACGCACUACCUCCACCACCAGCACUCCUACCAACAUCCCAUCCCUCAGCCCUUGCUCUUUGACCCCCCAGCCCCACCAGUGAGCCCCCCAGCGGCUGAGGAUGACUACUCUGAGGAGGAGGAUGAUGAUGAUGAAGAGGAAGAGUACGAUGGGGAGCUUCCCCAGCCAGAGCUGGAGCCACGGAGCAGGAGGUGCAUGGUGGGAGAGCCCAGCAUCAACGUCAUCCCCGAGGGGCCCAACAGCAGUGAGGAGGAGGAGGAAGAAGAAGAGCAGGACCUGCAAAGGGAAGACAGCGACUCGGACGGGCCAGUGCUCUAUAAAGAUGAAAAUUCAGAUGAGGAUGAGGAAGAUGAGCCUCCACCCAGUGCUUUGGCCAGCAGGGUCAGAAGGAAAGACACGUUAGCUUUGAAACUGAGUAACCGACACGCCCCAGAGAAACAUGCUCGAGAGGACAAGUCCAGCAGUCACACCGAACGACGCACUCCCGGACACACACCAGGUCACACACACCAAGGGUCAACAGGGCUGACAUGGCAGAGCAGGGAGCAAUGGGAGGCCAUACGCACACAAAUAGGCUCUGCACUCACAAGGCGUCUCAGCCAGAGACCCAGUGCAGAGGAGCUGGAGCAGAGAAACAUCCUUCAACCCAAGAACCAGAUAGACAGGCAGGCGGAGGUCCGAGAGAUCAAACGUAGACUCACCAGGAAGCUGAGUGAGAGGCCCACGGUUGCUGAGCUACAGGCCAGAAAGAUCCUGCGCUUCCACGAGUAUGUGGAGGUCACCACAGCCAAUGAUUAUGAUCGGCGAGCAGACAAGCCCUGGACCAAGCUAACACCCGCCGACAAGGCUGCCAUUCGUAAGGAGCUCAAUGACUUUAAGAGCUCUGAAAUGGAGGUUCAUGAAGACAGUAGGAUCUAUACAAGGUUCCACCGGCCUUAGUAUCCACCCCAUACUGGAAAACACUUACUUAACCAGUGGCCGGCAGAGUCUCUGGAGAGGAGUCACGGGGUCUUGGUGCUCCCUAAACAGACUUCCCUUUUAUGUUGCUGAAUGUACUGUACAGAUCAUCAAGGAAGGCCCUGGAAUUGACUGAACGGAAAACAGGGGGACUGAGGACCAGAUGCAGUAUUUCUAUCAGACAAUAGGGGGUACCAAGUGCCAACAAAGUGAAGAGGUGGCAGAGGGGCUUGACCGAGAUGGCUUACUGGGAGCCACUCUGCCGAUGUGUGUUAUCCUUCAGGGUUCCACUGACAACGACCUUUUGCCACCUCUUUCGAUGUUGCCUUUUUUCUGAUUUUACUCUGUAUGGCACAGUUAACCCAUGUUGCAGAGAUGUAAAUGUAAUAACAUUACAGUAAUAAUAGUCCUAAUAAUGACAGCUACAAUAAUAAACACAUUAAUAAUAAAUGUUAGAGACGAAGCUGCAGAAAGAGAAUGAGGAGGAAGACGACUGUGGGAUUUGCCAUUCUCCUAACUGGAAAAGCUCUGCGAUUUUUGUGCACUUCUGUAUAGAUUUCUGUGAUUUCUUAGACUGAAACUUGAGUUCUAAUAAUGACAACUGUAAUGCAUAAUAUUUUGAUCACAUCAGAAAUUACUGCUUUUAUUUGAACCUGUUUCAAUAGUGUGCAUUUUUACAUUUUAAUAAUUUAGCAGACACUCAUCCAGAGUGAUUUACAGGAGCAAUUAUGGUUAAGUGCCUUGCUCAAGGGCACAGCGGCAGAUUUGUCACCUAGUCCGCUUGGGGAUUCGAUCAGCGAACUUUUGGUUACUGGCCCAACGUUCUUAACAGCUAGCCUGCCUUGCCUGUAUUUAUAUUUGGCUGUGACGCGGGGUGAGCAUUUGAGCUUUAACUAGUCAUAGGAAAGAACACAACGAGGAGGUAGUUGGUGUGCUUUUCUUGUUUUGUUUUUUUUUGUCAUUUUUUUUUUGCCAGACUGUGAUCCCCAUGCUGACAGUAGAAUGCUGUUUUCAUAUCACAUAUUUCUUCAUUUCGCUGCAUGAGCCAACACACAGUGCAAUUGUUGAAUCAACACUUUUUUUAUUUACGUUUUUUUGUGUGUUUUUUGUACUUCUCUACAUAGGUCAAACCAUGCAAUGCUGCAAAUAAUAGCUGUUUUAAAAUGCUAAGAUUAUGAUGAUGGCAUCUUAAAUAAAACAAAAGUUUAAAUGUUACAUUCUGUAAAGAUUUGUAUCAAAGUGCAGUUGGCAUAGAUCAGGAUUUGAUGAAAAUUACACAAUUAGUGGAUUUUACGGUUGACAGGGAAUCAUUUCGGCAGGAAAAUACUUUUUUAUCUAGAGAAAUGUUACAUGCGUUGUAUUCUGGCCAGUAGAUUACAGAGUCCUUUAAUGUACAGAUGCAUUUAGGUUACUGUUGUGUAUAUAUUGUUCUUCCUUAUUAUUUGAAAAUAAAUGUUAACUAUAAUAGUAUUAUAGGUUGCUAUUUUUCUAAGCACAAAAUAUUACUGUAUGAUUAAACACUACAACAAUGGGAAUCUUUAAGUGUUCAGUUUAACUUAGUUUUUUUACGAAAUGUGGAAUUUUAGUAACUGCCUGUAAAUAGUCACCUAUAAUUAAAAACCUUAAAUCAC